GGCAUUGGAACUUUACGAGAUCCAAAUUUUAUUUAGACGCAUGCAUAUGCAAGCAGUAAACAGACAACAGCGAAAGAAAUCAAUCCAUAGAGCUAAAGAUGAUGAUAGGAACAACAGGAUACUUUGCUUUUGCUCUUGUUCUUGCAUCAUCACUGCUUUCUUACUCAAUAUCAGAGGCCAAUUCUUGCUCUUCUUCAAACGUCCAUCUAAACACCAUAAAUUCUUCAUCCUCUUCUGAUUUAAAUAUUUAUUCUUCUUCUCCUUCUCUUUCUGAUGAAGAGGAAGAAGUAGCAAGGAGAAAAACAUUGGCAGAAAACAUACUUUUACUUUUAGGAACUGAAGAUCAAGCUGCCAGAGUCAACGCUGCGACAGCAGAAAGGAUUAGAUCUUGCUUCAAGUAUUUCGUGACACCCACUUCUAGUAACAAUGCUUCUGGUGAAUUCAUUUGGUCAGCACCACCUCUAAUCAAGGAUCUUGCCCGGGAAGCAGCUAAGUAUACUGGCAAUCCUCGUAAUUUUAUUCACAGUCUUGUGAAUCCAGAGAAGCUGAACAUACCUGAUGCCAAUGGAACAUGGGCUGAUGGACGCAAAAUUCAACAUUGUACGCUAACGCAACUAGAUUACGGAUAUAGCUUCCAACGAAAUGAUUAUACUAGUUACUUCAUAAGACUAUUUGAAUUUAUUGCUGACCAAGCUGGUGCAUCUGUGGGAUCCACGGUGAAACUAGACCGUUAUGACUUAUUUCACGGACACAUGUUUCUUGCACCCGACACUCGAAGGAUCGGUGUCAUAUUUCAUGCUCAGGAGUACCCCAGAUUAAAUCGGAGAUCGUUUAAUGUGGAACUUGGUGUUUGUCAAAGAGAUGGUAAUAUGAUGGAGUACAAUCAAACCAAUAUGAAUCUACGAAACAUUCUCUGGCUCGCGCCACUGUUUGACGAUACGGAUGCAGUAGAGUUGGCACCUGGAUUUCUGGUUGCCCUCGACGCCCGUCCAAGAGGAAUCAUUUAUGAAGAUCUUGUCAUGAACGACGCACUGCUAUACCAGAAAAAGGGCAUGUCAAUCACUAACGCUGAUUUCGGAACCGACGUUGGUGAUCUCAACUACUUGAAUGUAAAAACCAAUCCUAACGAUGUCGACAAUUACAAGUUUUACGUUUGCCAGCGGCGGCCAAUUCGGUGCUCCCCUAGUGUCACUUCAGAAUAAAUGUAUAAUCAUGUCUAAAGUUGCUGCUGCGCUGAUUUUACUACAAGCUUAAAAUUAGUGUCCAACCGGUCGAAACACAUUUUCAGUGUCAUUUUGGUAUAUCCAUCACGUGCUGCUGUGCCGAGCCAACAUUGUCGUUUCAUUUCUAGAUGUGUGUUGACUAUAAAUUAAGCGUGUGUACUGAGGCUAGAACAACACUGUAGCAACUUACAAGGUUUUCCUUUCCAAUUUGGAUUUUCCCUAUUAUAGUUUGAGGAGACGAAAUUCUUUGUACUCAUUUUAUUAUUAAGGAAGCUUUU
Papaver somniferum (opium poppy) is the source of this 1501-nucleotide messenger RNA. RefSeq lists its product as uncharacterized. The transcript has 7 exons. The record is from RefSeq and is a predicted model, not a curated record. Lineage: Eukaryota; Viridiplantae; Streptophyta; Magnoliopsida; Ranunculales; Papaveraceae. The coding region runs from base 99 to 1202 and encodes 367 amino acids.